Messenger RNA from Loa loa (African eye worm), 334 nucleotides. RefSeq lists its product as hypothetical. The transcript has a single exon. The coding region runs from base 1 to 291 and encodes 96 amino acids. NCBI's taxonomy places the organism in Eukaryota, Metazoa, Nematoda, Chromadorea, Rhabditida, Onchocercidae. The record is from RefSeq and is a predicted model, not a curated record.
AUGGAAGUUGGCAGAAUGGAAGUCAUACUUCUUGAUAAGAGCUUAUUACACACAGACACACACACACGCAAACACACACGCGCACAGACACACACACGCACAGACACACACACACAGACACACACACAAACAGACACACAUACACAGACACACACACACACAACAGACACACACACACAGACACACACACGCAGACACACACGCGGACACACAACAGACAGACAGACACAUACACACAUAUAUGUAUACACAGAGACAGACGAACACAAACACACAUACACAUGCACAUAGACACACACACAUACACACAGACACAACACACACAGACACACAC